Messenger RNA from Bathycoccus prasinos, 1038 nucleotides. RefSeq lists its product with no specific name. The transcript has a single exon. NCBI's taxonomy places the organism in Eukaryota, Viridiplantae, Chlorophyta, Mamiellophyceae, Mamiellales, Bathycoccaceae. Bases 1 to 1038 code for a protein of 345 amino acids. The record is from RefSeq and is a predicted model, not a curated record.
AUGGUGCGACGCGCGAGUGUCGCAUUCCUCGCGCUUGUAACGACAGUCGGUUUGACAUUCUUAAAACACACAGUGAGCGCGACAGAAACGAGCAGAAGGAGCCUUCUACAAACAGAUACGUUUUCGUAUCAGAACACUGGCUUUUGCACGAGAGAAAACGUUUUAUAUGCGUCCGUAGGAAUCGGGUGUGGAGCACUUCGAGACUUCGCAGAGGAGGAUGAAGACAGAAAGAACGCGUGUUGUUUGAUUCUAAGCGAGUUGAACGAAGAAAAGUGCUUUUGUGAGAACAAAGUAGCUCCCAUCUUGCAGCAGUCUCAGGCGAAUUUCGUGAGCAUGUUCGUUUCGGCGUACGACGUGUGCAACGGGUUGGAGAUUUAUGGCGGAUGGAAAUGUUCAAAAUUUCCCAGACAGGCCUUUUUGCAACCGCCCCCGCCACCUCCAUCGGAUGAAUCGUAUCCACCAUAUCCUCCUUCGCCACCAAGUUCUCCAACUUCCUCAGAAACUCCUCCUCCGAGAACAGAAACCGUGGAUGUUUGCUCCAUCGCUUCGCAAAAUCCUGACUCUCUGCUCAAUCAAAAAUGCGACAAACUUCCGUUUUUGAGAGAGAAUUUUGAAGACAGAAACCCUCUGAGUUUGCUUUCGAGAUGUUGCGAGCAAAUUGAAGUUCUCAACAGCGCGUUAUGCUUUUGUGACGAACGAUUUCAAAAAGUCAUGAACGACAACGAACGCAAAUUUAGAGCUCUUUUCGCCGCCGUGCCCAUUAAAUGUAGAAAUACCGCGCGAAUGCAAAUAUAUUACGGCAGAGCGUGUUCUGCGUACGACGAUAUUGGUAUACCAAACAGUCCACCUCCACCACCGAGGUCGCCGCGACCGCCGAGAGCUUCUCCUGAUGUGUCCGCUCCAUCCUCCGCCGAAGAUUCUGCGAACGAGAAUAGAAACGAUUGGUCGAAUGUGAACGAAUCUGAAGAGAAUAACAAUCGAAACGAUCUUUUUGGUUACUGGCGAAAACCAGGAGGGCAAAUCUUCAAUAGUGGAUAA